Harpia harpyja (harpy eagle) is the source of this 9435-nucleotide messenger RNA. It is a transcript of the gene BCL9, whose product is annotated as BCL9 transcription coactivator. The transcript has 9 exons. The coding region runs from base 4460 to 8728 and encodes 1422 amino acids. Gene Ontology annotation, cellular component: beta-catenin-TCF complex. Gene Ontology annotation, biological process: positive regulation of transcription by RNA polymerase II; canonical Wnt signaling pathway. The record is from RefSeq and is a predicted model, not a curated record. NCBI's taxonomy places the organism in Eukaryota, Metazoa, Chordata, Aves, Accipitriformes, Accipitridae. Gene Ontology annotation, molecular function: beta-catenin binding; transcription coactivator activity.
AGUGAGGGGAAGCAUUCAUAGCAUUCCUGUGCAGAAGUGGAUAGUUGUAGCUUAGGCUUUGGGUUUUUUUUAAGGUUUUUCUUUUGGCUUUUUUCCCCAGACUGAUUUCUGGAACUGUGUCAGAAUUUACCAAGAAGUUGUCCUAGUCCCAGGUGGACCAAGUAGUUCAAUCUUUUUUUUUUUUCUUUUUACAUAAUAGCAGCUGGGAAAUUGAAAGGGACUUCAAGUGUCUGGCUGUAUACACCUUGAAUCUGCUCACCAAUGUCCUUAAGUGUCUGUUUCCUCCCUUACUUUGGGGAAGGAGUUGUGGAGAGAGUUGCACAAAACCAGAAACUGUCUAGGACAGCCGUUCAUCCCCACUGUAUUAAAGACACACUGAAGUGUUCAAUGCACUAAAAAUAAAGUUUAAUGGACGUGUCGUUGUCUUUUUGACAAAAAGUUAGUGUUACAGCUCUUAAAAGUGAUGGUUAUGAGUGUAGUGAACAACAUGCCUGUUGCAAAAGAUUACUUUAGAAUGUUUUCUGUAAAUACCUAAAAGGAAUAAUUACUUAAACAGGCUUUACAUCAUGGCUACUGUUGGUUAUCCAUGUGCUUGUCAGAAGGAGAAAGGAAGAGAAUAGUUGGUGAAGAUACCAUUGUCUGAGAGCAGGGGAUGGUUACAUGAGAAAUGUCAUAAAACACUUUAUUCUCUGAGCCUUUGGGUUUGUAUUGUGCUUUGUUAGUGAUUGUCUUGGCUACACUUUUUAAGAAUGGAGAGCAAAAGGGACUUUUUGUGGUUGUCCCUGUUUUGAGUGGACUUCAGGAGAGACUGGUUCUUUGGGAAAUGUCCAUGUGUGUGGUGAUAGGAGCUGGGGAGGAAAAGAGAAAAGAGUAUCUGCACUGUCUUUCUCAAGAUCUGUGGAUGGGCAGGCAUAGGUAGGCUCAGCAGAGCUGCAUUUAUAUGACCACACAUACUGAAUUUGCACGGGGAUGAUUAAGUAUAUUGUUACAGUUCCUGGGAGGUUUAUCCUGUGGUCCUAAAUUCUUAAAUUAAUCUGAGCUACUCUUCCUUGUAAUGGCAUAGAGUCUUGCCUGCUCUUUCCAUGUCAGUGUGCUUGUAGGUCAUCAAGGUGUUAAUUUUAAGUGAGCCUAUCUUUGCUCAGCCCCCUUCUUUGUGCUUCAAGGCAUGGAGGUAGUUGCAGGCAAUAACCUGCCUGUGUUUUAGAGGUUAACAAAGAGGUGUAUACAUACCAUGUGUACAAGAGGAGUUAUAUUCUCUGUGGAGGCUAUAAUGAGCCUGGUGAAAAUUGUGUAGUCCCCACAUUCCAGUAGCAAAAUGAGUUUAGGUGACAAGUUCUUGAUUCUUCUUUUGAUUGAGAGUCACUUCUGGUACAAGACCAUGAGCAAAGAGGUAAUGCUGUGCAGACUUGGGAUUAGCAGUGAUUUCUCUGACAUGCAUAAGGAGAAAUUCUUGGCUUUAGGAAACUGAGGACUUUGCGUAUGAUGAUGUUUUUUACUGCCAAGACAUAAACAAAGAAGAGUCCAUACUGUUUCAGGAUAAGUUAAGACCAUCUAGAAAUUGGUGACUGGCUGUGAGUUGCUGUCUAAUCAGCUUAGUAGUAACAAGUUAGCUCCUGAUGUUGAGAAAACGAUUUAUAAGUAAAUGGGAUUUGUGGCUUACUAGGGAAUGACAGAACAUGGUAUUUUCCCCAAAUCAGCAGCUGUUUUGCGUAGAAUAUGGUCCAUGUACCAUAUGAGGUGCCCCUGGUGCAAGUGGCCACUGCCUUUCUGGCAGAUGGAGCACAUGAGCAAAUCAUCUGAAAGUCUACUGUGUGAUAACCCUUUAGUUUGAUUAAAGGAUGAAGUCUACAAACCCUGCAAUGGAAAGAGCUGGGACAGUAGGUAGUCAGGCCAUCUACUGAUGACUUGGUUGGACAACCAGAGUUGUGUCCAGAUGACGUGCGUACUGAUACUGUGUCUUUAGCGCCAGCAGUUCUUUGGGUACCCAAUGUAUUUUCUGUCCUUGUUUAAGAAAAAGAACAGAGGGACCUGGCAGGAGAAGGAUGCAAGUGUGUAAGUCUUUCCAUGCCUGUGCUAUCAAUCACUGCUGCCUCCUUUGUGCCAGGGCCAGUGAGCAUGUGGCCACCUGGUUGGCUGAAACAGGAAGCUUGUUCCCUGAAAAUUAAUCACAUCGUAUCUAGAGUUAGUUUUCAGCUGGAUCGCAAGUGCUAGUGAUGGCUGGAAGGAAUAGAGUUGGAUAGACUUAAGCUGGUUGAAGUUGAUUUCCUGGGUCCAGCAUGCACUUGGUGUACAGAAGGUAAAGUGGCAUUUUUGACAAACCUGUUUGAAUGCUGGUGGGUCCAAUACUAGCUGUGUUACAAGCACAUGCUUUAUGCAUUCAUGAGAAAGGAUGAAGACGACAGCUUUUGCUAAGAGGUAGGGGCAGAUUUAAAGGUGUAGUUAAAAGUCCUUAGUAGGGGCCAUAUCUAGAAAUGGGGACUGGUUCCAGGGACUGAAGAGUGUCCUGUGUCCCUGUAUCCUCAAGUGUCAUGGGGAGAUGUGUGGGGUAUAGAAUACUCAUGUCAAUUUAUCUAUUUGCUUUUACUUUUAUAUGAUCUUAAGGGAGUCAUCUGGUUCAAUAAAAGCAUUGAAUAACACUUCCUGCGUCCUCCUUGUUUCCCAGUUGCGCUCUUUAUCAAUGAGGUGUGUAAUCAAGCACUUCAUUAAGCAGCAGCUUAUUAAAAAGUAACAUGUGCACUUCAGCUGCAAGUGUGCAAAAUAAGAAAAUGCUUAACAAAACUGGUAAGCACAGCACGUGGUGAAAACCAGUGGUAGCUCUUGGGAUGUCUUGGGUGUCGUGGAGUCACCUUUUGCCAGUGCAGCUGUUCUCCCUCUUAUGUGGUUGAAUGAGGGUCGGAGAAACAAGAUGUGCCCUUCCCAGUAGAAUUGCGCUGAAGGAGCGCGUCGGUUGAUUCAUUGCCUUACCCCACCUCUCUGGUCAUGCAGGGAAUCCACUGGUGGAUGCACAUGCAGAGGUUUGCUUCCUGGUGGCUGUCAGGAUGAGUGGUUGCUCAAACAGAUCCUGCUGCUGGUGCUGCUGUUCUUGGUCCCUCCUGAAGCUGCUGCUCUUCCCAGACCAGUCUCUUACUCCUCUUUCUCUCCCCCUCUCUCCCCCACCCCCCCCGCCCACCUUUCUUGCCCACUCCACUGUCACAGCUACAAUUCAGGGUGCUGGCUCAACUUGCGAUCAAAGUUAUCAUUUGUUUUCUGUAGCAGCAGGUCUCUAGCCUUUUUUUCUUUUUCCAUGCUGAUUUUGGGCUCUCACCGCCCUCAGUCCAGCACAGACUGACAGUCUCAGAAAGGCCACAGGGAAAAAAGAAGUGUGCUCUUUCUUGUACACAGAGAAAGAGGUUUCUUGGCUUUAAUGCUUUGUGUCACAGUAAGGCCACAAGUUUGAUACUUUUAUCUAUUUGGUAUGCCUUUAUUUCAUCUCUCCACAUUCUCCUUCUCAAAGAGGGAGAAAAGACUGAAGUGAAUCAGUGAUAACUGCAGCUGUUCCUGCUGAAGCAGUCAUAAUGCUGUACACCUCCAAGUACCUGACCACUUGUCACUAUCAAGCUUCUGCAGUUUAAGGGCAUAAAGUAGGAAUAAGCUAGUUUGGAUGGUUUUGGUUUUUUUUCAUUCUGUUUGCAGUACAAUAAUGUGGUAGCUAGUUCAUAGAAGUACAGGGAUGGUUCAUGAAUACUUUAUCAAAAGGUAAACUAAGAUGUGCAUUUGUGUCUUGUUAGUUACUCUGUGGUAGCUGCUUAUGUACAUGCUCUCACCCUUUUGCUCUUAAAUUCACUGUGAAGCAAGCUGUCUUGCACUGACUGUGGGCUAAGACAGUGCAGGUGAGCAGCAGAGAUGGUAAACUGGGGGAUGGAAUUACAUUGCAGUAGCUGUCUGUGUAGCCUUAAAGACUGAUCGUGUCUGAUCAUUUGUGUCCCUUUUGCAGUCCUGAGCUGUGGUCUGUAAGGCUGCCCUGCUCCGGUGCUUUGCUGAGUUGGACUUGAAUGUUUCAAGCAGUAGAGCUCCAACUGUUUGCUGUGAUAGAUUAGCUCCAUCCUGACUGAUGUGUGCUGGUGUUCCCUUUCAAGAGAAAAGGUGAUCUUUUCUUGUGAGACAAGUGGUUCGCAACUCAUGGCCUCCACAAUGAAUACUGCAGUGUCGUGACACCAGGGGUCUUGUGUGCCCUGGAGAUGCGAGACUUCCCCUGGGCAGCAGGAGGCAAACGUCUAGAGAAUGCUGGAGCUGCAGGAGGGAAGCGCCCAGUGCAAAACCAGAGAGGAGCAAAGAGAAAAAAGGCAAGCAGACAGCCAGCAUUGAGAGAAGCAGGUGGCAGAAAGUGCUUUGACGCUGCCUCUGGCGGCACACUCCCCAGAGGAACUUGACGAGAGUCCAUCUGCGUGCGUGUGAGACUGUGAGCUCAGGAUUUCUGUCAAUGCAUUCCAGUAACCCCAAAGUGAGGAACUCCCCAUCAGGCAACACGCAGAGCAGCCCCAAAUCAAAGCAGGAGGUGAUGGUCCGUCCCCCUACAGUGAUGUCCCCGUCUGGCAACCCCCAGCUGGAUUCCAAAUUUUCCAACCAGGGAAAACAAGGGGGCUCCACCAGCCAAUCCCAGCCCUCUCCCUGUGACCCCAAAAGUGGAGGUCACCCCCCCAAAGUGCUCCCUGGCCCAGGUGGGAGCAUGGGGCUGAAGAACGGGGCUGGAAAUGGUGCCAAGGGGAAGGGGAAGAGAGAGAGGAGCAUUUCAGCAGAUUCCUUUGAACAGAGGGAAGCUGGGACUCCUAAUGAUGACCCUGAAAUCAAAGACUGCAAUUCUGCUGAUCAUGUGAAAUCCCAGGAGUCUCAGCACACACCACACUCCAUGACUUCUUCAAAUGCUUCAGCCCCAAGGUCUUCCACACCUUCCCACGGCCUGACUGCUGCUUUGGAGCCAGCAAGUGGGCAGAAGACUCCAUCCAAAGUGGUUUACGUCUUUUCUACUGAGAUGGCCAACAAGGCUGCAGAAGCUGUGCUGAAAGGACAGGUGGAAACCAUCGUGUCCUUUCAUAUCCAGAACAUCUCAAACAGCAAGGCGGAACGAAACACUGUACCCUUGAACCCCCAGAUCACUGCCCUUCGGACUGAACCCAAGCCCCUGCCGCAGCCCCAGCCCCCCACUGCCCAGGAUCAGAACCCUCCCCAGAAUGCUAAAAUGCAGCCGACUCCACCCGUGUCAGCGCCGGUAUCCAAAUCCACUGGCCCCCCGUGUCCCAUAGAUCAGGACAGUCCCGGUGUGGAAAGCAAAGUCAUGUCUGUGGGCAGCCCUGCCAACUCUACCCCAUUACAGACAGAAGGAUUUGGGCAGAGUUCGACCCCCAAUAAUCGAGCAGUUAGCCCAGUUUCCCAAGGUAGCAAUAGCUCUGCUGCAGACCCCAAAGGUCCUCCCCAGCAGGUGUCUGGUGGGGACCCAUCCAAUUUGGGUGAGAAUCCAGAUGGACUGUCACAGGAGCAGCUGGAGCAUCGAGAGCGCUCAUUGCAGACCCUGAGAGACAUACAGCGCAUGCUCUUCCCUGAUGAGAAAGAGUUUGCGGGAGGGCAAAGUGGGGGGCCACCCUCAAAUGCUGGGGUGCUGGAUGGUCCCCAAAAGAAACCUGAAGGGCCGAUACAGGCCAUGAUGGCUCAAUCCCAAAGUUUAGGCAAAGGGUCAGGGUCUCGGACAGAUGGAGGGGCUCCGUUUGGCCCUCAAGGACACAGGGACAUGCCUUUUUCCCCAGAUGAAAUGGGGCCACCACCAAUGAACUCUCAAUCAGGACCCAUAGGCCCAGACCACCUGGACCACAUGACUCCUGAGCAGGUGGCCUGGCUCAAGCUGCAGCAGGAGUUUUACGAGGAGAAGAGAAGAAAGCAAGAGCAGGUGGUUGUGCAGCAGUGUUCACUGCAGGACAUGAUGGUCCAUCAGCACGGGCCUCGUGGGGUGGUCCGAGGCCCUCCCCCUCCCUACCAGAUGACCCCUGGGGAGGGCUGGGGACCUGGGGGUCCAGAGCCCUUCCCUGAAGGCAUGAACAUGUCGCACUCUCUGCCCCCCAGGGGCAUGGCCCCUCAUCCCAACAUGCCCGGGAGCCAGAUGCGCCUGCCUGGUUUUGCAGGAAUGAUGAACCCUGAUAUGGAGGGCCCCAGCGUCCCGAAUCCUGCCUCCCGGCCUGGGCUUUCGGGAGUUAGUUGGCCAGAUGAUGUGCCAAAAAUCCCAGAUGGCCGAAACUUCCCUCCUGGCCAGGGUGUCUUCAGUGGCCCUGGCCGAGGGGAGCGGUUCCCCAAUCCACAGGGCCUGCCCGAAGAGCUCUAUCAGCAGCAGCUGGCUGAGAAACAGAUGGGCCUCCCUCCUGGCCUGAACAUGGAAGGCAUCAGGCCUGGCAUGGAGAUAAACAGAAUGAUGCCCUCCCAGAGACACAUGGAGCCUGGGAACAACCCCAUCUUCCCUCGCAUGCCAGUGGAAGGGCCGAUGAGCCCCUCCAGGGGGGACUUCCCGAAAGGAAUACCCCCACAAAUAGCCUCUAGCAGAGAGCUGGAGUUUGGGAUGGGCCCUGGCAGCAUGAAGGGGGACAUGGGCAUGAAUGUCAGCAUGGGCUCCAACCCACCCCUGGUCCCUCAGAAGCUGAGGGAUGCAGGAGUUGGGCCAGAAGAGAUGAUGAAACUGCGCCCCGGUGUCUCGGAGAUGCUCUCCUCUCAGCAGAAAAUGGUGCCGCUGCCAUUUGGGGAGCAUCCGCAGCAAGAGUAUGGCAUGGGUCCCAGGCCUUUCCUUCCCAUGUCUCAGGGCCCAGGAGUCGGUCUCCGAAAUCUCAGAGAACAGAUUGGGCCUGACCAAAGGACUAACAACCGGCUCAGCCACAUGCCGCCACUACCUCUCAAUCCCACCAGUAACCCUAAUAGCCUCAACACUGCUCCCCCUGCGCAGCGGAGCCUCGGCCGCAAGCCCUUGGAUAUCUCUGCAGCUGGUCAGGUGCAUUCGCCAGGGAUCAACCCCCUGAAAUCCCCCACGAUGCGCCAGGUCCAGUCUCCCAUGAUGGGGUCUCCCUCGGGGAACCUCAAGUCCCCUCAGACGCCCUCCCAGCUGGCAGGAAUGCUUGCGGGCCCCACUGCCGCAGCUGCCGCUGCCUCCAUUAAGUCUCCCCCUGUCUUGGGGUCUGCUGCUGCUUCUCCUGUCCACCUCAAGUCUCCGUCUCUCCCCGCACCUUCUCCCGGAUGGACUUCAUCUCCAAAGCCUCCUUUGCAGAGCCCUGGGAUUCCCCCGAACCACAAGGCAUCUCUCACCAUGUCUUCUCCAGCCAUGCUGGGGAACGUGGAGUCGGGUGGUCCACCUCCUUCCACAGUCAGCCAGUCUGCUCCUGUGACUCUCCCUGGAAAUCUUCCCUCUAGCAGUCCUUACACAAUGCCACCAGAGCCGACCCUCUCCCAGAAUCCCCUCUCCAUUAUGAUGUCCAGGAUGUCCAAAUUUGCCAUGCCCAGCUCUACACCGCUCUAUCAUGAUGCCAUCAAAACUGUGGCCAGCUCAGAUGAUGACUCCCCUCCAGCACGUUCCCCAAACUUGCCACCUAUGAACAGCGUACCAGGAAUGGGCAUUAAUUCUCAGAAUCCUCGAAUUUCAGGUCCAAACCCAGUGGGUCCAAUGCCAACCCUUAGCCCAAUGGGAAUGACCCAGCCUCUUUCCCAUAACAACCAGAUGCCCUCUCCAAAUGCUAUGGGACCCAAUAUACCUCCUCAUGGGGUCCCCGUGGGACCCGGCCUGAUGUCACACAACCCAAUGAUGGGGCAUGGUUCCCAGGAGUCUCCAAUGGUACCUCAAGGACGCCUGGGCUUCCCACAGGGGUUCCCUCCCGUACAGUCCCCUCCACAGCAGGUGCCAUUUCCACACAACGGGCCCAGCGGUGGACAAGGCAACUUCCCAGCGGGAAUGGGCUUCCACGGAGAAGGACCUCUGGGGCGUCCUACCAACCUGCCCCAAAGUUCGACAGAUCCAGCACUUUGCAAGACUGGAGGCCCUGGCGGUCCAGACUCCUUCACUGUUCUCGGAAACAAUAUGCCUUCGGUUUUCACUGAUCCAGAGCUGCAGGAGGUGAUCCGUCCUGGAGCCACAGGAAUACCUGAGUUUGACCUGUCCAGGAUUAUCCCAUCGGAGAAGCCUAGCCAGACACUACAGUAUUUCCCUCGUGGGGAGGUGCCAGGCCGCAAGCAGCCGCAGGGUCCUGGGCCUGGGUUCUCCCACAUGCAGGGGAUGAUAGGAGAGCAGACCCCAAGGAUGGGACUAACAUUGCCUGGCAUGGGGGGCCCCGGGCCAGUGGGAACUCCAGAUAUCCCUCUUGGGACGGCUCCAUCCAUGCCGGGUCAUAACCCGAUGAGACCACCUGCCUUCCUGCAGCAAGGCAUGAUGGGGCCGCACCACCGCAUGAUGUCACCAGCACAAACGGCGAUGCCUGGCCAGCCCGCGCUAAUGAGUAACCCCGUGGCCGCUGUGGGCAUGAUCCCAGGCAAGGACCGAGCCCCUGCAGGGCUGUACAGCCACCCGGGCCCUGUAGGGUCACCUGGUAUGAUGAUGUCAAUGCAGGGCAUGAUGGGACCCCAACAAAACAUCAUGAUUCCCCCCCAGAUGAGGCCCCGAGGUAUGGCUGCUGACGUUGGCAUGGGAGGAUUUAGCCAAGGCCCUGGAAACCCAGGGAACAUGAUGUUUUAAGCUGCUACCAUAAGACUGGAUGUUCUGAUCCUUGUCAAGAUGAGAUUCCAAGUCCUGAGGGCUUUUUUGGGAGCUUCAGGAGUACAGUUUGGCCAUGCAAUAGGUGAAAAGAGACCAGAGGACGCUUUGGGAAAUCUCGAAUGUAUGGAAUUACCUGAAAAAAAAUUAUUCAUUUUAACAGGUUGUUUUUUUUUUUAAGAUUUAUUUUUUAAAAAUUAUUUUUGUGGACUUGGGUAUCCUGUGACGGCACCUGCUUUGAGAAUCUGUAGCUGUAUUUUGAGAAUUGCCAUUUGUCACAAGUUGCACCAUUCUCUGUAUGUUUACGUCCUUUGGACUGGCUUCUCCCAGGACUCUCGGUUAUUUUUGGGGUUUUUUGUGUACUGUACUAUAUUGUAAAAGGGAUUUUAGCAGAGACUUUAGUCUUUGGGGUGAGAGGAGAAUGGGAUUCUAGGCUGUUUACUUUAGGUGGAGAAUCCAUCUUCAGAACUUCGGACUAUUUUCCUUCAACUCCAAUGUAUAGAAAAACCAAACUACGACCUCAGAGCAGAGUAUUAAUGAAAAGCACAAAAAGGAACUUAAGUUCAGUGAGGGGAAUCUUUUAAAAGAAAUAAAUAAUAAGUUAAGGACAUAUUUUUCAAAUUAUGGCGUGCUGUCCAGCACCUUCUGUCUCUCCCUCCCACUCUUUAUUAAAUAGGCUUCUCUCUCUC